AUGACGAGAAUGACGAGAUUUCGAGUGGAUGCGGACGGCCAACCCGCUUCCGGGACGAACUAUUCACCUGGUGGCCUCAGCGUGGCACGAACUUUACGGGGGCUUGGCGAACUAAAGGACUCUGCCACGCGACUUGUACGAAAGGCAGCGAAGGCGGCAGCGUGCACCAUGAACUCUUUGUCUGGAAUGAUCCAGGAGGAGGGAAAACGCGACAGAAGCGAGGGGAACGCCCAGACAGCACCAGCGCGGCUUGAUGCCAUUUGGGUGGCUUUCCUCUGCGCAUUGCGGGAGAUGAAGCUGGUGCACGGCUUUGGAGUGCCAGGUUUUUGGGGAUCUCUCCAAAGACCUACAAUUAUUUUGGAAUCAUGUCUGGCCGGCCUGGAUGGUCAAACCGCAUUCCGUCUUGCCGAGUUGGAUCAAUUUUGA
Messenger RNA from Durusdinium trenchii, 426 nucleotides. Lineage: Eukaryota; Dinophyceae; Suessiales; Symbiodiniaceae. The record is from the annotation of a GenBank genome assembly.